This is a messenger RNA of Lactuca virosa, 699 nucleotides long. The record is from the annotation of a GenBank genome assembly. Lineage: Eukaryota; Viridiplantae; Streptophyta; Magnoliopsida; Asterales; Asteraceae.
AUGGCACCUUAUGCUCAUCUGGCGGUUUAUAAAUUAUGUUUUGGUCCAGAUUGUCCAGAGAGUGACAUAUUAGCCGGGCUUGAUGCUGCAGUAGCUGAUGGAGUUGAUGUGAUAUCAAUUUCUAUUGGAGAAGAAAACGUGCCUUUUUUUCAAGACAACAUUGCAAUAGCCUCAUUUGCAGCUAUCCAAAAAGGAAUCUUUGUGAGCUGUGCAACAAGGAACUCAGGCCCGUUCAAUGGCACUGCAACAAAUGUAGCUCCACGGGUUCUAACAGUUGGUGCUAGCACAAAUGACAGAAAAAUCAAAGCCACAGCAAAACUAGGAAACAAUAAGGAAUUUGAUGGUGAAUCUUUAUUUCAGCCAAAAGGCUCCCCUUCUUCUACACUUUCACCACUCGUGUAUGCUGGUUCUAAUGAAAAACAAGAUUCCAAGUUAUGUGUCAAUGGAUCACUUGAAGGUAUGGAUGUAAAGGGAAAAGUGGUGCUGUGUGAGAGAGGUGUGACAUCUAGAAUAGAGAAAGGACCAGUGGUGAAGGAUGCAGGUGGUGGAGCUAUGAUAUUGAUGAACCAAGAACCACAAGGAUUCAGCCUAGAUGCAGAUGCACAUGUCCUCCCUGCAACACAGCUGAGUUUUGCAGCUGGACUGGAGAUUAAAGCUUACAUCAACUCAACACUUACACCAAUGGUGUCAGCAUUCUAG